Pygoscelis adeliae (Adelie penguin) is the source of this 1260-nucleotide messenger RNA. It is a transcript of the gene GPR63, whose product is annotated as G protein-coupled receptor 63. The coding region runs from base 1 to 1260 and encodes 419 amino acids. Gene Ontology annotation, biological process: G protein-coupled receptor signaling pathway. The record is from RefSeq and is a predicted model, not a curated record. Gene Ontology annotation, molecular function: G protein-coupled receptor activity. Gene Ontology annotation, cellular component: membrane. NCBI's taxonomy places the organism in Eukaryota, Metazoa, Chordata, Aves, Sphenisciformes, Spheniscidae. The transcript has a single exon.
AUGGUUUUCUCAGCAAUGUUGACGCUGGCCCACUCUGGGACCUCAAAUGCUACUUUUAUUGUUUAUGAAAAUGCCUAUACGAAUUUUACCACUCCCCAGUUCAUGCUUCGUAGUGGCACAACACAGCCAUUGAGAUAUAGUUCAGGUGCCGUGCUCACCACUGAGAGAAGUACUUUUCUGGUAAAUGCUACAGCUAUCCUGCCAUCGCAAGAAGUUUUCAGGAGCUUGAGUUUGCCACUCCAGAUCAUUCUUUCUGCUGCUAUGAUAUUUAUCCUGUUGGUUUCUUUCCUUGGAAACUUUGUUGUCUGCCUCAUGGUGUACCAGAAGGCAGCUAUGCGAUCUGCAAUUAACAUCCUCUUAGCAAGCCUGGCUUUUGCAGACAUGCUGCUGGCAGUGCUGAACAUGCCUUUUGCUCUGGUAACAAUCAUUACCACUCAGUGGAUUUUUGGGGAUAUAUUCUGCAGAGUGUCUGCCAUGUUCUUCUGGCUUUUUGUCAUAGAGGGGGUAGCCAUUCUUCUUAUUAUUAGUAUUGACCGAUUUCUUAUCAUAGUUCAGAGGCAAGAUAAACUGAACCCUUACCGUGCGAAGAUUCUCAUUGUGAUUUCCUGGGCAGCAUCCUUUGUUGUUGCUUUUCCGUUAUCAGUAGGGAAUCCUAAUCUGCAGAUACCCUCGAGAGCACCUCAGUGUGUUUUUGGCUACACUACGAGCCCAGGUUACCGGGCCUACGUGAUAGUUAUCUUGCUAAUUUCUUUUUUUAUUCCGUUCCUGGUAAUGCUGUAUUCUUUUAUGGGCAUACUCAACACUGUCCGCCACAAUGCAGUUCGUAUCCAUAGCCACCCUGAUAGCAUAUGCCUCAGCCAGGCCAGCAAACUUGGUCUCAUGAGCUUACAGAGACCUUUUCAGAUGAAUAUUGAUAUGAGCUUUAAAACUCGUGCCUUCACAACCAUCUUGAUUUUGUUCCUUGUCUUCAUAGUCUGUUGGGCGCCCUUCACCACUUACAGCCUUAUUGCCACAUUCAACAGCCACUUCUACUACAAGCACAACUUUUUUGAGAUAAGCACUUGGCUCCUUUGGCUCUGCUACCUCAAGUCUGCACUGAACCCACUGAUUUACUACUGGAGGAUUAAGAAGUUUCAUGAUGCAUGCUUGGACUUGAUGCCCAAAUACUUCAAGUUUUUGCCACAGCUACCUGGCCAUACAAGGCGGCGCAUUCGACCCAGUGCCAUCUAUGUGUGUGGGGAGCAUCGGUCGGUAGUGUGA